Syngnathoides biaculeatus (alligator pipefish) is the source of this 3333-nucleotide messenger RNA. RefSeq names its product frataxin (gene fxn). Gene Ontology annotation, biological process: intracellular iron ion homeostasis; iron incorporation into metallo-sulfur cluster. The transcript has 6 exons. Lineage: Eukaryota; Metazoa; Chordata; Actinopteri; Syngnathiformes; Syngnathidae. Gene Ontology annotation, molecular function: 2 iron, 2 sulfur cluster binding; iron chaperone activity; ferrous iron binding. The record is from RefSeq and is a predicted model, not a curated record. Bases 153 to 707 code for a protein of 184 amino acids. Gene Ontology annotation, cellular component: mitochondrion.
ACUUAAUGUUUAGUUUAUUGGGAAGACGAAGAAGUUGAGGGCAUAAAAAUCAGCCUCAAGUGAAAGGGAAACAUUGCUAAAUUGUGCUCCUUUUCACCAAAGCUAAUUGUGUAUAUUCCAUUGUAUGUCAGAGUCGGAACACGCCCCGGAACAUGGCAUUAAUGUUGAGGUUCAUCAUUGUCUCUAAGCAGAUCCGUGGCAUCCGUCUUGCUUGGGUUCACGCAGCGCCGAAACACAUGCAGCGUAUGACCAUAAGUGAUGAAACAAAAAGGUGGUUCCCAUUAACAGUUGACACUGAAAGGUGUAGGAGAAUGAUCCAUAUAUCAGCGUCAAGACUGAAAGAGCACCCCUAUCACAAGAAAAAUGAGCUGACAGAAGCAGCCUAUGAGAAGAUUGCUGAUGAGACGCUGGAUGCUUUGGCUGAUUACUUUGAAGACUUAAUGGAUGAACCUUUCACUGGACCAGACUAUGAUGUGGUGUUCUCUAGUGGUGUGCUGACAAUAAAAGUGGGAGGUGACCAUGGAACCUACGUGAUCAACAAGCAGACACCAAACAAACAGAUUUGGUUGGCAUCUCCAACAAGCACCGGAUCCUCCCAAGGCUGUAAACUGAGGCCUCUGCUGUACUCUCUGUAUACAUAUGACUGCAUACCAGCCCAUCCCAGUAAGUUCAUUAUCAAGUUUGCUUGUGAGAUUUUUCAACUGUAAAGAAUGUUCUCCAAAAAGGUUGGAAUUUGCUGCUCUUGCCAAUGUCAUGUGUUCAACACAAUGACAUGUUUACACACAACUAAGAGGGGUAGCACUAACUUCCUCGGCUACAUAAUAACUCUUUGGUGAUGGUUUGCGAAGCAUAUUAUAUUAAAAGUAUGUUAACAUACCUCAAGCUAAAUUUACAGAAAGUCCUCUCCUUUCUGGAGCGCCAGUGACCACUAACACAUAUUUUGUCCAUUUACUUCUCACAAUACUUGUCGGCACGAGCCACUCGUGUUGUCAUUCUCAUGGUCACGUGUUUAUGUCACCUUUGAAUUGACAAGAUAAAGCCCAGUCAUUGUAAAGAAAAACGAGAUGUGAUGGUGUUGGAAUACAAGAUUUUAUUGCAAUAUGAGAAAGUGCAAUCGUGAAAGAGCAAAUUGUCUCUCAGUCUGAGCCACGGAUUACGUGUCAUCUUGUCUUAAGUAUUGCGCUGAUGUUUUUUCAUAACUUUAUUGUCUGUCAGAUAUGUACAGUACUAUGUCAAAACAUGAAAAAAGCUAUGUAAAUACUACUAUUUAAAAAUCAACUAGUUUUUCAGGAGUCACCCCUCGUUGCAGCAUCUGUUGUGAUGCAAACUUUUUAUUACUCCAUGGUGGUGAAGAAUGCGCUAAGAAGAAAUGCAAAGCUAUCACUUUAGCAGUUGAGCUUCCUUCCUACCCUCAACUAUGAUCACGAUCUAUGGGUCGUGACUGAAUGAACAGAAAUGGCAGCGCGCACCGGUGCAGUGGCUCUUAGCUCUCCAGUUUGGUGCAUUUUCUUUUUCGUUAUUUUGGCGCUAUUUGUGCAUUUUUGUAAAGCCACGUUCACCUAUACCUUCCAGGACCUGGGACUGAAGGAUAAUUUAUCAAUCAAUAAUGACUAUCAAUAUCCAACCAAUAUUCCGGAGGACAUUUACGAGACAUCAGGAUCUCCAUGGGUAGUCUUAGUCGGUCUACCCAGCACGCAACUAAGAAGGCGGAGGGAGCAAAAACAAAAGCGAGGAUGUCGUUCGGGCCUGGAAGCAACUUCACAGACCACUGCUACCAAGCAUCUCCCUGAACAACGCCAGAUACAUUACCCACAAAAUCGAUGAAUUGGAUUUAUAAUUCAUCAUGAGCAGUUUUGUCCGGGACUGAAGUGUUAUCACAGACACAGCUACAUCCGCGAAUACCAGAUUCUGCAGUUUCACUAGAUAAUAUUUGUAAGGAGAUCUACUGAGACACUUUUUAAAAAUUUGCACCCAAAAAAAACCUGUAAAAUAUUCAAAUGCUCAUCAGGCUUGAUGUCUGUCCAAAGUUUUCAUGAGUUUGCAUGCAUGUGUAGACACUCAAAACCUUGUUCACUUCUUGAAGAGCGUGGCCACAGCACAUCACCAUGGCAACAGUGUCAAAAGCUCACAAAUUUUCUUUUCUAACAUCCUGGCCAUAUUUUAAAAAACAUUUUCCUUUCUGUGCAUUUUAACCCUCUGGUGCGUACUGGAAGUACUGGACAGAAAAGUCAUUUUUAUUCCUCCUUUUCCAGUUCACUGAAACCACUAAAGUCAUCCUCCACAGUCUUGUCUUUGAAGAGCCACAGAAAGUCUCCGUCACACACCAUUUGAGUCUCUCUGUCACUCUCAAUGUCAUUUUGUUCUUGAGUUACCACUGAAGUUGUGCUGUUCUCAAGUAGCAGUCCAGGGAUUUGAAAUCAGUUGGUAAUAGUUGAUUCUUUCACACUGCUCCAUGCUUUUAAGAUACACUGGCAGAUCUCAGAAUAGGAUGACCAUCGCAUGCAGUCAGUUUUUUGUGAAACAUUAAUUAAAUAUUUUACUUUCUUGCGUAUCGUGCUGUUUUGCUUUGCGUGCACCAAAAACCUAUGCCGUCUUCUUUGACACACUCGAAGCAGCUUCGUCUUCUUCUAGAUUCACUUGUUGAUUCUUCUUCUUUUGCUACCCACGCUGAAGGUAAAUUCUUCUUCUGCUACCCACGCUGAAGGUGAAUUAUUUUUCUACACACUGCAAUCCCACGCAGGCACGGGGAGGACAUUCAAACUCCAUACAGACUGAAUUGAACCCAGAUCCUCAGAACUGUGAGGCCAACGCUUUACAGCUGCUCCACCAGAGGCAAAUUUCUUGUUUUUGAGAUCCCUUCCACAAAUUCAUACAUACGUCAGAGAUGUCUACUGUGUGAAAAAAGCCGCCACAUCCUGGGACUUCAAAUUACCAAUCUCUCUGGUGUAUUGCAGCAAUCAAAUGAGUCCUCCAGUGGCAUUAAUGGUAAAGACAAUUUCAGGGACAGAAACACCAUUUUUUAAAAGAACCACCCCCCCCCCCCAAAAAAAAAAAAAAAAAACUUUUAAGGCAUGAAAUGCUUUUUUGCUUUAGUUUGUCAUGGAAAAGAUAUGCAUUCAUACAAAAACUCCCUGUAUCCCAAAAUGCCAUGAGUAUAUCCAUAAAACGUAGCUUAUCAUGAAAUUCAGAGACACAACAUUAUAACUUGUGUAUAUCCCGAAACAAUAAACAGAUAAGCAGGACACAAAGGCAAGAAUGUCUAUUUUAUUUACACCCUAGCAUUCUGUAAUGGUUAUUUCUAUUUUUUAAGACUUCCUUGGUUCUCUUUUGUGU